AUGGCAGUCCUGAAGCCCCCUUCUGCGUUCAUGCUUCCUACUUCUACCUCCCCUAGAGUUAUUACCAUAAAACAACCACCAUCCACUGGUUCUCAGACUCUAUCACCUGAUUUGAGAGACGUAUGUUUACAAGCAUCUGACAAUUCCACCAGUAGCUCAGUUUCCCGCUUGGUGCAGUAUAUUUCUGAUAUCACAUCUGGUGAUACAAGUGAUGAGACUCUACAUGAUGAGGUGGCUGAUGUUCAGUUUCAGCCUCUUUGGGAGGCGCUGAACAACAUGGGCUCUUUAUAUGUGGAGCAGACUGAGAGGGUUCAGAAACUCUCCGCAGCAGUUCACCGGACUGUCCCGGUUACCAUGGAACAUCAGAGAAUUGUUCAGAAUCUCGAGGCAGAGAAAACACGUUUUGGGGCACAGAUUGAGGAGAUGGCUGAGACGAUUUCACUGUUGGAGAAAAGAAUGGAAUGUCAAGGAAGGGUGCUGGCUAUCCAGGAGAAAACUCUCACAACUGACGGAACUUAUCAGAAGAUGCUGGAAGCUUGGCGAAACAAAGUUUUACAGAUGUUGGUUGAAAAAGAAAUGGUAAACAUUGAGGAGAAGAGAGAGUGCUUCUCGUUGCAGUCCCAAGUUGAUAAGUUGGAGAAAUUGCGACAGAAGCACGAAGAUGAAAUAGAACUCUUGACAAACAAAAACUCCGACCUACGUGCUAAUCUGAGGUUGAAGGACAAGCACAUACAGCAGAUCACAAACGAGUUGUCUGUCGCCAAACAUUCCGAACUCAAGUACGAUCAGCUUAACAUCUUUAUCAAUAACACAUGCAGUAACCUUACUGAUAACAUCUUCAACAUGGGGGAGAACUUCGAGAAGUUUCUACCAAAUCAGAAUGUCAUUUCAGAAAAGCUUUCUUGUUACGAGGAGCAAAUAGAACGAGUAUCAGAUAAAUUAACUGUGUUGCAGUCUCUGUACGCAGAAAAAGAGAAGUUUUAUUCUGAAAAGCUGGAGCAUCUUCUGAUCGAACACACUCAGCCUUUUCUACCCGUCCCAAAAUGCAGUGCUCCCUCGCAAACUGAGCUAGCUUGGGAUGAGCAUGAGAGGAACAUCAGUUCAUUGGAAGAAAAACUAAAGGAACAGGGACAUAAAACAAGCAAGUUGCUCGUGGAGAAAGGUGUUGUGUCCUCCCACCUAGCUGAGACUGAAGCAGCGAAAUGUGAUCUAAAACACGAGUUAGAUUAUCUCAGAAACCAGGUAACAACCCUAACAAAGCGCCACAGUGAGGAGGUCACAGCACUACAAAAACGAGAGAGCAAAGCAGCAAUCCGAGCAAAACACCUGGAGAGAGAAGUGGGAAAGAAGGAGGUGGAGUUGCAGGGUUUGGAGAGUGGGUUCAGAGAGAGGUGGGAGACGGAGGUGGAGAGGUUCAGGGAGACGGUUAGUAGUUUGGAGAAUGAGAACCUAGAUCUGAAGCAGGCUUUGAGGAAGGGAUGA
Bolinopsis microptera is the source of this 1482-nucleotide messenger RNA. RefSeq names its product putative protein tag-278. The record is from RefSeq and is a predicted model, not a curated record. The transcript has a single exon. Bases 1 to 1482 code for a protein of 493 amino acids. NCBI's taxonomy places the organism in Eukaryota, Metazoa, Ctenophora, Tentaculata, Lobata, Bolinopsidae.